AGACCCCAAGACAUUCAAAGCUAGAGAGAGAGAGGGAUAAACAGUGUCUGGGUCUCUUUAUAUUUGAAAGUAAAGUGGCCACUCUCAGGCGGAGAGAGACGCAUUUGAUCAAACUCUUCAUCACCCAAAUAUGUGUUCCUUCUCUCUACACUUUUUCAAUCUUUGAAUUCCUUACUUUAUGUUACUAAGUUGGUGCUUGUUUGUCUCUUCUCUUUUUUUUUCUUUUAAUCACGAGCUUCAUGGUUUCUGAUUUUGUACUUUUGAUGAACUGGAAGUUUAUGUUUUGCUUCGUCUGUCUGAUUGUAUGAAUCCCAAAAGAAAAACAUAGCAUCCCUUUUUGUCGUGUUUUCAGUGGCCUUUUUCGCCACUUCACAAGCUUGAAAGGUUAACAGCUUUUCAGUUCCUUGAAAUUUGGAUAAAAAAACACCGCUUUCUGAUCCUCGAGCCUCAAAACUCCAUUUUAUUCCUUUUGCUGUCCAUUGUCAUCUCAUAAGCAGAAAAACCGGAACGAAACUUUAUCAUCAAAUUUUGACAUAAAGUGAUUAAAGUUGACGCUUUCUUUCUUCUAUCUUUACAAAUCUCGGAAAAUUUUGAUAUCUUUUACUCCUUUUGAGAUCACAAGGAUUAAUCGAAAUGCAAGACCCGACGGGUUUUCAACAAAUGAAGGCACCGGUUUUUCCAGAGCAGGAGCAGCUAAAAUGCCCGCGCUGUGACUCAACCAACACUAAAUUCUGUUACUACAACAACUACAACUUAGCUCAGCCCCGCCAUUUCUGCAAGAGCUGCCGGCGUUAUUGGACCAAAGGCGGAGCCCUUCGGAACAUCCCCGUCGGUGGGGGUACCCGCAAGAACUCCAAACGCUCCUCCUCUUCCUCGGACAGUAGCAGCCAACCCAAACGCCAGUCUAACCCCGCUCCGGACUCGAUCCGAAACCAAAAUCUCCCCGACUCCUCUCCGCCGCCGACGAUUCCGCAGCAGGUUCUUCUGAGCUCGGCGGUUCAGAAUUCGGUUUCGAAUGCCGACCAGACCCGGAUGUAUGUCUUGUCCCUUGAUCAUCAAGCAAGGAAGAUGACGGAUAGUGGUGGGAGUUUUAGCUCGCUGCUGGCAUCGAGUGGGCAGUUCGGGAAUCUUCUAAACGGGUUGAAUCCAAAUGGAUCGGGUUCAGAAACAGCACACACGGACGAUUUUGGAGGGAAUUUGGCUUCGGGUCGUGGAAUCGGUCCUAGUUCAGAUCGGGAUCCGAGAUUGAGAGAGAGCAAUAACAAUAACGAUGAGAGUUAUUUCGGUGUACAGGGAGGUGGUGGCGGUGGGGAUACAAAUUGUUGGACUGGCUGUAGCAAUGGCUGGCCUGAUCUUGCUAUUUACACUCCAGGUUCAAGUUUUCACUAGAAAUUAAUAAAUUUCACUUUGUUCUAAUUAUACGGGUGUACUCAGUUUUUUUUUUUUUUUGGGAAUAGUACUUAGGUAAUAUGUAUUUUUUAUAUUAAAAAAUUGCUAUGCUAUAAUAGGAGAUGUAAAUACCAGAAAGACUUGAACGCUACAAUUAUAGAGAUAUUUAGGUUUUCUUCUCAAAUGUGGUAUGAAUGAUGGAGGAAUUAGGAUUUUGUUGCACUUCUGUUGGAGGUGUGGUGUUUGUGCUUAUAAUGCUAUCUUAUUGGUUUCA
Messenger RNA from Gossypium raimondii (Peruvian cotton), 1663 nucleotides. RefSeq names its product dof zinc finger protein DOF3.1. Gene Ontology annotation, molecular function: DNA-binding transcription factor activity; DNA binding. The record is from RefSeq and is a predicted model, not a curated record. NCBI's taxonomy places the organism in Eukaryota, Viridiplantae, Streptophyta, Magnoliopsida, Malvales, Malvaceae. The transcript has a single exon. The coding region runs from base 634 to 1389 and encodes 251 amino acids. Gene Ontology annotation, biological process: regulation of DNA-templated transcription.